Messenger RNA from Hippocampus comes (tiger tail seahorse), 3333 nucleotides. RefSeq lists its product as uncharacterized. The transcript has 17 exons. Gene Ontology annotation, biological process: xenobiotic metabolic process. Gene Ontology annotation, cellular component: cytoplasm; intracellular membrane-bounded organelle. Lineage: Eukaryota; Metazoa; Chordata; Actinopteri; Syngnathiformes; Syngnathidae. Bases 81 to 3080 code for a protein of 999 amino acids. Gene Ontology annotation, molecular function: iron ion binding; oxidoreductase activity, acting on paired donors, with incorporation or reduction of molecular oxygen, reduced flavin or flavoprotein as one donor, and incorporation of one atom of oxygen; heme binding. The record is from RefSeq and is a predicted model, not a curated record.
UCCACUGUGUCAAGUUUCACGUCUCAACAUUUUAGUGUCGUUGUUGUUGUUGUGCAGCUUCGCCCUUCAUCAGACCACAAAUGGGAAUCCUGGACCUCCCUUUUCAGUCCGGGGGCGUCUUGGCAACUCUGCUGGCGGCGGCCGGCGUCCUUCUGCUGGUCUAUGCGCUCUCUUCCGCGUGGAUCCCGCAGGAAAGCUCCAACGAGCCUCCGGGCCCGAGACCGCUGCCUCUGCUGGGGAAUCUCUUGCAGCUGGACCUCAAGAGACCCUACAACACCCUCGUGGAGAUGUCCAAGAAGUACGGGCCGGUGUUCAGGGUCUACCUGGGCUCCAAGAAGGUGGUGGUCCUGGCCGGCUACAAGGUGGUGAAGGAAGCUCUGGUCAACCACGCGGAGGAGUUUGGGGACAGAGAUAUCUUACGCAUUGUGAGCCAGUACAACGACGGACACGGUGUCAUAUGGAGCAACGGAGACUCGUGGAAGGAGAUGCGACGCUUUGCUUUGACCAACCUGAAAGACUUUGGGAUGGGAAAGAAGGCGUGCGAGGACAAGAUCAUCGAGGAGUGUCAAUACCUCUUGGAAGUCGUCAGGAACUUCAAAGGCAACGCCUUUGACACCACGCAACCAAUCAACUACGCGGUCUCCAACAUCAUCACCUCCAUCGUCUACGGGGACAGGUUCAACUACGAUGAUCCCGAGUUCAACGCCAUGGUGGACGGAAUGAACCGGAAAAUCCAGCUGGCAGGCUCACCUUCUGCCCAGGUGUUCAACUUGUCCCCGUGGCUUGGCAAGUGGCUGCCACAGAACAAGGAAUUCUUCCGAUUGACGGCUGAUUACACAAAGACGACUCUGGAAAUGUUCAGCCGACUCAGGGAAAGCCUCAAUCCGCUCUUGCCCAGAAGCCUUGUGGAUGCCUUCUUCAUCCGCAAGCAAGAGCUGGAGGAGAGCGGGAUCACCAACAGUCACUUCCAUGACGAAAACCUGAUGUGGACAGUUCAGAACCUCUUUGCCGCCGGCACCGACACCACGGCUGCUACGCUCAGGUGGUCCUUGCUUCUCAUGGCCAAGUAUCCUGACAUCCAAGGUAAGACCAGAAAAAAAAAGACCUCAAGUAUUCUGCAUCAUAACCUAAAGGCCUGGCUCACCCACAAAGACAAGGUCCAUGAGGAGGUACGCAUGGUGAUCGGGGAUCGUCAGGUCCGGGUGGAGGACCGCAAGAACCUGCCCUUCACCGACGCCGUCAUCCACGAGACGCAGAGGCUGGCCAACAUCGCACCCAUAGCCGUCCCUCACCGGACCAGCCAGGAUGUCACCUUCCGAGGAUACUUUAUCAAGAAGAACACCACCGUCUACGUCCUCCUGACGUCCGUCCUCCAUGACGAGAGCGAGUGGGAAAAGCCGUAUUCCUUCCACCCCGACCACUUUCUGGAUAAGGAUGGGAAGCUUGUCAAGAACGAUGAAACUUUGCGAGUGGAGGCUGGUCCGUCUGACCUCAGUGACUUUCUGAGCUGUCACGCGCACACGGAGAAGUUCGGGGGCGUCUUUUUUAGCUUCGUAAACAUGGACGUUUCGGUCGCCUUCUUGCCGCUGAGCUCCAGCUACGUGCUCGCUUCCGCGCUGGUGCUGCUCGUCGGCUACAUGGCCUGGUCGUCGGCCUCCAGGUCACCGGAGUCCGGCGGACAGGAGCCCCCAGGUCCCAGGCCGCUGCCGCUGCUCGGGAACUUGCUCCAGCUCAACCUGAACGGACCGCACCAGACCCUCCUGCAGAUGUCCAAGAAGUACGGUCCGGUGUUCACCUUCCACAUGGGCCCCAAUAAGGUGGUGGUUCUGGCCGGAUAUAAGACAGUGAAAGAGGCCCUGAUCCAGCACGCUGAAGAAUUCGGAGAACGAGAACCUCUGAAAACCGCCAAGGAGGUCAAGCUAGAGCACGGUGUCCUGUGGAACAACGGAGAGUCGUGGAAGGAGAUGCGACGCUUCACUUUGACCAACCUGAGAGACUUUGGGAUGGGAAAGAAGGCGUGCGAGGACAAGAUCAUCGAGGAAUGUCAGCACCUCUUGGAAGUCUUCAGGAAUUUCAGAGGAGAAGCGUUCGACACGCAGCAGCCGGUCAACUACGCCGUAUCCAAUAUCAUCUGCUCGCUGGUGUUUGGCAGCAGGUUCCGGUACGACGACCCCGCCUUCACCGCCAUGGUGCAGCGCACCAGCAGAAGCAUUCAAAUCGUGGGCGGCCCAUCUUUGCUGUUGUACAACAUGUUCCCGUGGCUCGGCAAGUGGUUCUCCUCGGCCAGGGAGGAGCUCCACAAUCUGGGGAAGGCCAACCGGAAGCAGGCCACGGAACUGAUCCAGGCUCUGAAGGAGACUUUCAACCCGCAGAGCAGCCGAGGCUUGGUGGACGCUUUCCUCCUCCGACAGCAGCAGCAGGAGGACACCGGGGAUGUGGGUCACUUCCACAAUGCGAACCUUCUCAUGACCGUCUCCAACCUGUUUGCUGCCGGCACAGAAACCACCUCCACUACGCUCAGAUGGGCGCUCCUCCUCAUGGCCAAGUAUCCCCACAUACAAGAGAAGAUCCGAGAGGAGCUGAACCAAGUGAUCGGAGAUCGUCAGGUCCAGGUGGAAGACCGCAAGAACUUGCCCUACACCGACGCCGUCAUCCAUGAGACGCAGAGGCUCGCCAACAUCAUUCCCAUGGCGCUCCCUCACCGGACCAGCCAGGACGUGACCUUCCACGGCUACUUCAUCAAGAAGGGCACGACAGUGUACCCUCUCCUGACGUCCGUCCUGCACGACGACAGCGUGUGGGAGAAGCCGCACUCCUUCCAUCCCCAGCAUUUUCUGGACAAGGACGGAAAGUUCGUCAAGCACGACGCCUUCAUGCCCUUCUCGGCAGGUCGCAGGGUUUGCCUGGGAGAGAGCCUGGCCCGCAUGGAGCUCUUUGUCUUCUUCGUCACGCUGCUGCAGCACUUCCGCUUCCGCCCCCCCGCGGGGGUCCCCGAGGACGAGCUGGACUUGACCCCGAUGGUGGGCGGCACGCUCAGCCCCGCGCCACACAAGCUUCGCGCCGUCUCCCUUGCCGGCUAGCCAGCUAGCAAGCUAACGUCAUGGCCGCUUUUCUUUUUUUUUUUUUUUUUGCAAUCAUCUCCCAGCAAUUACUUUUUUUUUAAUCACACAGCUAAUAACCACGCACAUUGUUUUUUGUGACUCUGUAAUCUUUGCACAAAUGUUUAUAUCCAGUAGAUGCUAAUAGCGUGUAAUGUCCCAUAUGCGUUUAAAUUGUUUGAGACCUUUGGUGAAUAAAGUUGAUUAAACGCAUUUGUCAAGUGUCUUCACUGUG